Paramecium sonneborni is the source of this 1367-nucleotide messenger RNA. NCBI's taxonomy places the organism in Eukaryota, Ciliophora, Oligohymenophorea, Peniculida, Parameciidae. The record is from the annotation of a GenBank genome assembly.
AUGCAAAACUAAGGUACAAUGACAGACAUAAAUGAAGAAGAUAUUAGAAGAGUUGAUUAGCACAUAACAAGAAAUAUGAAUAUGAUAGUUGCUUGUAUAAGGGUAUUAAAGAUGGAAGAACAAAGAAGAACAAAUGAGGAUAUUUAGCGUUUGAUGAGUUUCAUGAGGUCACAUUUAUAUUUUAAAGGGAACUAAUCAUUCGAUUAUCUUUGGGAAUGUUGUUAAGUAUAUAUUAGAUUAGUAUGUUAGUUGAUGAAAUUUGAAUAGUUUAAAAAGAAUUAAUUGAUUUACUUAAAAGGAAGAGAGAAUAAAGAAUAAUUAAUAAUAUUAUUAACAGGAGACAUAAGCAUCUAGUCAAAUGAAUAAGAAUUGAUGAGUACAAAAUAUUUUGGAUCGACUUUGAUAGUAUUUGGGAAUGAUUGUUAUGCAGAUAUGUAUUGCAUAUUUAGGAUGCAAGCCCAAACCUGAUGGUGAAGUCCAAAUCAGUAUGUAAAGCAGCCGUAAUUUCCAAGAUGAAUUUCAAAAUCAAUAUGCUAACUUAAGAGAUAUCGAAAAUAAAUAUUUUACUCUAACAGAUAUAUGGAUUCCAUUUAUUUAAGACUUUACCAUUUACAUUAGUAAAACAAUUCUAUCUUAACAGUUUUACUCAACAUUUUUGCUGUUAAGAUUUGUUGUAUAAUCAAAAUUAAAAAGCAUGUUAAGUGUUUUUGGUGGUAAAUGGUAUCUUUGAGUUAAGAGAAAUAACAGAGACCAAUACAAAAUCAAUCAGCAUUUAUACACCUGGAUAAUUAAUAGGAGAUUUUGAAUGUGUAAAUUACUAUCAAACUAGAAAAUAACAGGCUCUGUGUAUUAGUGAUGAAGGAUCAGUUUUAGUUUUUGAUGGCAUUUAUUUUUUGAAUUGGAUGCUACCAAAUAUUAAGAAGAAUUUUGUUGCUAAGAGAAUAAAUGAUUUUAAAUAGACUUAAUAAAGUAUUUAAAUGAAAAAGACAUUGUAGAGAAUAUUUCCAGAAUAGCCUAUAGAACAAUCAUCAUAAUCAUAGCUUAACCAAACAAGUACUAAGCACUUUAGAUUUGCUAAGUUAGCAAAUCCUCGGUUUUUCAAGUUGAAACAGACUCCUGAGAAACAAAGAACUCAAUUGUAGAAUAGUCUAAGCAUUAAUAGAUCAUAAUAAUAAUUAUUAUCAACAAGUCAUAAUAAAGUAUCAAUCGUAUCAUUUUCUACAAAAUAAGAAUUAUUUUAAGGAAAUAUUAAAGGAAGAUUAUUAAGAAAUGAAUUAUUAAAUAAGUUUAUCAACUAAUAAUCUGAAUAUUAGGAUAUUACGUAGAAAUUAAGAAGAACCUAAUCUUAGUUGGGUAUGAAUAAAUGA